UCUAAAAAUGAUUCCACUAGGGUUUGUGCAGAGUGUGAGCACAAAGAUAAAGGUUGUAAAUGGAGAAUUUGGGCUUCAUGGGAGAGAGGAAGAAGGUCAUUUACAGUGAAAACAUUUGUCAGUGAGCACACUUGUAGUAGGACACCUAUCAUUAAGAAGAUGACUUCACAUUGGAUUGCAGAACACUACCAGAAUCUGUUUAAGGUUAACCCUUACAUGAGAGUGCAAGAUAUUCAGGAAACCAUUUGGUUAGAAAAGGGUAUAAGGGUGAGCAAAGACAAGGCUGCCAGGGCUAGGAGAAGGGGUCAAGCACUCAUUGUUGGUGAAUACAAAGAGCAGUAUGCAUUACUCCCAAGGUAUGCAGCUGAGAUACUAAGAAGCAAUCCAGGGAACACAGUGAAGUUGAAGUUGGAUGCAAAUGUGUUUGACAGACUGUAUUUGUGUUUUGAGGCACUUAGGAAAGGGUUCUUGGCAGGAUGCAGACCUUUCAUAUCACUUGAUGGAUGUUUCUUAAAGGGACCAUUUGGGGGUCAAUUGUUAGUAGCAGUAGGGAGGGAUGGAAACAAUCAAAUGUUCCCUUUGGCUUGGGCUGUUUGUGAGGUUGAGAGCACUGACACAUGGAGUUGGUUUCUAGAACUUCUAGCUACUGAUUUAGGCACUAGUGAAGGAGCAGGGUACACUUUCAUGUCUGACCAACAAAAGGGUUUACUUGCUGCUGUGUCAAAUGUGUUUCCACAAGCUGAAAGUAGGGUGUGUGCAAGGCAUGUGUACUGUAACUUUAGGGGAGUGUUUGGAGGUGGUUUAGAGUACAGAAAACAAUUUUGGACUAUUGCAAAAAGAAACACAGUAAAUCACUUCAAUGAAAACAUUGAAGUAAUGAGGGGUAUUUCACAUGAAGCUGCUGAAGACCUACUGAAAAGGAACUACAAGAAAUGGUGUAGGGCAUUCUACACUCCAUUAUCUUGUUGUGACAGUGUAGACAACAACAUGAGUGAGGUGUUUAAUGCAUACAUCUUGAGUGCAAGGCACAAGCCUAUUAUUACCAUGUUGGAAGAUAUCAGAGAGGGUUUGAUGGAAAGACUGCAUAAGAAAAGAGAUUUCAUUGGGAAAAAGGAGAUAAUGUUGUGUCCUAGGAUCCAAAUUCAGUUAGAGAAACACAAAAUUUGGGCUAGGGGUUGGAAUGCAUACUGGGAUGGUGGGUUUUGCUAUGGAGUAAGAGAAGGUGCAACACAGGUUAAGUAUGUGGUGGAUCUGAACCAACAUACUUGCAGUUGCAAUGCAUGGCAGGUGAGUGGGAUUCCAUGCAAACAUGCAAUUGUUGCUAUAUGGAAUAAAGUAGACCACCCAGAACAAUAUGUCAAUGCAUAUUUCUGGAAACAGACCUACAUGAAGGCAUAUGAAUUUUUGUUAGAGCCUUUAAAUGGUCCUCAAGAGUGGCCUACUUCUGAUAGCAUUGUUGUGGCUCCAAAGGUGAAAAAGGUCAAUGGAAGACCUAAAACAAAGAGGAGAUAUGGUGUUGGAGAGGUAACUGCAUCUGGUAAGCUGAAGAGAACAGGUUGUUCUAUGAAAUGCAGCUUAUGUGGUGUGAUAGGCCACAACAAAAGGGGUUGCAAGAAUGCCCCUAAGCAACAACAACACAGCAACAAUCAUGCUACUGCAGAGCAGACCACACCACAGCAACAACACCCAAGAACCAGUUCAGCUAUACCAAUGCACAAUAGGGGUGUGGGUAUUUAUACCUACCCAAAUGGGUAUCAAAGAAUAGCUACUCCUAUAUCACAACACUUCCCCACACCACAGAGGCAAAGACCUCCUGCAGCUUUCUAUUCUGAUCAUGGGGGUGAGCAAACCAUCUACUCCUUCCCUGCACAUGACUUCCCAUUGUCACAGACUCAACCAAGUCAAGGACACACAAUAUCAAGCCAAGCAUUGCAGGAUCUUGCAAUGGCUAGAAGAUUAGAAAAAAGACCAUGAG
Spinacia oleracea (spinach) is the source of this 1975-nucleotide messenger RNA. RefSeq lists its product as uncharacterized. NCBI's taxonomy places the organism in Eukaryota, Viridiplantae, Streptophyta, Magnoliopsida, Caryophyllales, Amaranthaceae. Gene Ontology annotation, biological process: DNA transposition. The record is from RefSeq and is a predicted model, not a curated record. The transcript has 2 exons. Bases 160 to 1974 code for a protein of 604 amino acids. Gene Ontology annotation, molecular function: DNA binding; transposase activity; zinc ion binding.